Molecule: messenger RNA, 3546 nt
Organism: Danio aesculapii
Lineage: Eukaryota; Metazoa; Chordata; Actinopteri; Cypriniformes; Danionidae
Gene: pold1
Product: polymerase (DNA directed), delta 1, catalytic subunit
Exons: 27
Coding region: 100-3411 (1103 amino acids)
Biological process (GO): nucleotide-excision repair, DNA gap filling; DNA replication proofreading; DNA-templated DNA replication
Cellular component (GO): delta DNA polymerase complex
Molecular function (GO): nucleotide binding; DNA-directed DNA polymerase activity; 3'-5'-DNA exonuclease activity
Source: RefSeq, a predicted model, not a curated record
UGUGCGGUGGAAACUGACGUUCAACCAGCUCAGUGAAGUGGCGGGAGAUUUAUGAAACACGUAUAUGGAGUAUUAGAGCUCGAGCUGGAUUAAAAGAAAAUGGAUAUUAAAAGGCGCAAUGGUGGCCCUGCAAUGGGUUCGCAGGCCAAAAAAGGCAAGCCUAGCACAGAGUGGGAGGAUGGCCCCUCCCAGUUUGAAGAGGAACUUGCAUUGUUUGAUGAAAUGGACAUGGAGGUGGAGUCAGGGGAGGGGCAAGCUGGUCAUGACGUCAUCCCAGUAGGUGAUUUAUUCUCUGCUGAUCUGAAUCCACGCUGGAAAAGACCUCAUGCACCACCUCUUCAUCCAAAAUCAGACACGCUCAUCUUUCAGCAGAUAGACCUGGAUUACUACUUGGGAGCGGCGGUAGCAGGAAUGCCUGGACAGGUUCAGGGCAAAGUGCCCAUAGUGCGCAUGUUUGGUGUGACGGACAAUGGGAAUAGUGUGUGUUGCCAUAUUCAUGGAUUUGCCCCAUAUUUCUAUGUUCCUGCCCCUAACGGGUUUACGAAUGCACACUUGGCUGAGUUUCAGAGAGAGCUGAACUCUGUAGUGUUGAAGGACAUGCGCUCCAAUAAAGACAACAUUGCAGUCACUGUGCUCGCCGUGGACAUCACCAAGAAAGAAAGUAUGUAUAAUUACCAUGGAAACAAACCUCAUGAUUUCCUGCGCAUCACGAUGGCGAUGCCGCGUCUGGUCGCCCCAGCGAAGCGUCUCCUGGAGCAGGGUUUUAAAUUUGCCAACUUCGCCACUCAGAGCUACCAGGCCUUCGAAGCAAACAUUGACUUUGAGAUCAGGUUCAUGGUAGACAGCAAUGUGGUUGGUUGCUGCUGGAUUGAGCUUCCUAAAGGGAAAUACCAGCUGAGGGAGGAGAGGAGGGAAGGACAGACAGACUCGAAAUAUCCGGGAAAGGUUUCCUUGUGUCAGUAUGAGGUGGACGUGGCGUGGGACAGUCUGGUCAGUCAUCCUGCUGAAGGAGAAUGGCAGAGAAUCGCUCCACUCAGAGUCCUCAGCUUUGACAUUGAGUGUGCUGGCAGAAAAGGUGUGUUUCCGGAGCCGGAGGUCGACCCAGUGAUUCAGAUCGCCUCUAUGGUGCAGCGUCAGGGAGAGAAGGAGCCGUUUAUUCGGACGGUCUUCACCUUACAGAGCUGCGCCAGUAUAGUGGGCUCUCAGAUUCUCUGCUUCACCCAGGAGAAACUACUGCUGCAGAGUUGGGCUGAGUUCAUGAGGACCGUGGAUCCUGACAUCAUCACUGGCUACAAUAUCCAAAAUUUUGACCUUCCAUAUCUCCUCAACAGAGCUGCAACCUUAAAGGUGAAUAUGUUCCCAUAUCUGGGUCGUGUGUGGGGCUGUAAGUCUGUUCUGAAGGAUUCCAGCUUCCAGAGCAAGCAGAUGGGCCGUAGAGAGAACAAAACAGUCAAUAUGGAGGGACGUGUGCAGUUUGACCUGCUGCAGGUGUUGCUGAGGGAUUACAAACUGCGUUCUUACACGCUAAAUGCCGUCAGUUUCCAUUUCCUGCAGGAGCAGAAGGAGGAUGUGCAGCAUUCGAUCAUCACAGACCUACAGAAUGGGAAUGAGCAGACGCGCAGGCGUUUGGCCGUAUACUGUCUAAAGGAUGCGUAUCUGCCCCUGCGUUUGCUGCAGAAGUUGAUGUGCGUCAUUAACUACAUGGAAAUGGCCAGAGUCACUGGAGUUCCCCUGACGUACCUGCUCUCUCGUGGACAGCAGAUUAAAGUGGUUUCACAGCUCCUCAGACAGGCUAUGAAGCAGGAUCUGGUGAUGCCGGUGGUGAAGACGGAGGGAGGGGAGGACUACACUGGAGCCACUGUCAUUGAACCAGAGAAAGGGUAUUACAGUGUUCCUAUAGCAACUCUGGAUUUCUCCUCUCUGUAUCCCUCCAUCAUGAUGGCUCAUAACUUAUGUUACACUACACUACUGCAGAAGAACCAGAUUGAAAAACUGGGUUUGGGUCCAGAAGAUUUCAUCAAAACCCCCACUGGUGAUUUGUUUGUGAAGAGCUCAGUGAGAAAAGGUCUUCUCCCUGAAAUCCUGGAAAACCUGCUGAGCGCCCGGAAAAGAGCAAAGGCAGAGCUAAAGAAAGAAACAGACCCCUUUAAAAAGCAGGUGCUGGACGGAAGGCAGUUGGCCUUGAAGAUCAGCGCAAACUCUGUGUACGGCUUCACCGGAGCUCAGGUCGGCAAGCUGCCCUGUCUGGAGAUCUCACAGAGUGUCACAGGCUUUGGCCGGCAGAUGAUUGAACAGACCAAACAGCUUGUGGAAUCAAGAUACACACUAGAUAAUGGCUACCAGGCUGAUGCAAAGGUCAUCUAUGGAGACACGGACUCUGUGAUGGUGAAACUGGGUGUUGCAACUGUGCAGGAAGCAAUGAAUCGGGGAAAGGAGGCUGCUGAUUGGGUCUCCUCCCACUUCGUUCCACCAAUCAAAUUAGAGUUUGAGAAGGUGUAUUACCCGUAUCUGUUAAUCAAUAAAAAGCGGUACGCCGGGCUGUAUUUCUCCUCCAGUGCUGAACAUCAUGAUAAGAUGGACUGCAAAGGAAUAGAGACCGUGAGGCGAGACAACUGCCCUCUAGUGGCCAACCUCAUCAACACAUGCCUCCAAAACAUCCUCAUUGACAGAGACCCUGACGGAGCAGUAACUCAUGCUAAAGAGGUAAUCUCAGACCUUCUGUGUAACCGCAUUGACAUCAGUCAGCUGGUCAUUACUAAAGAGCUCACGCGCACAGCACAAGAGUAUGCAGGAAAACAGGCCCACGUCGAACUAGCAGAGAGGAUGCGUAAGCGGGACGCCGGUAGCGCUCCAAACCUCGGAGAUCGAGUGCCUUAUGUCAUCAUUAAAGCAGCAAAGGGAGUCGCGGCAUAUAUGAAAUCAGAGGACCCCAUCUAUGUGCUGGAGAACAACAUCCCUAUAGACACGCAGUACUACCUGGAGCAGCAGCUCUCCAAACCAUUACUGCGCAUCUUUGAGCCCAUUCUGGGGGAGAGCAAAGCUGAGAGUGUGUUACUAAAGGGAGAUCACACCCGCUGUAAGACAGUCUUGACCUCCCGAGUCGGUGGUCUCAUGGCUUUCGCUCAGAAACGAAGCACUUGCAUCGGCUGCAGAGCUGUGCUCAAAACUGAUGUGGCUGUAUGCGACUUCUGCAAAAAGAGAGAAUCCGAGCUCUAUCAGAAGGAGAUUGCUCAUCUGUCAACACUAGAGGAGAAAUUCUCUCGCCUGUGGACUCAGUGUCAGCGCUGUCAGGGUUCACUUCAUGAAGAUGUGCUUUGCACCAGUCGAGAUUGCCCCAUCUUCUACAUGAGGAAGAAGGUGCAGAAAGAUUUAGACGAUCAGGAGAAGCUCGUCUCUCGUUUCGGCUGGUGAUCGAUGACAAUUAUUUUCCUUCUCAACAUUCAUUUCUCAACGUCUUCUUACCUCAAAGAUGGAGUCUGUCAAACUCCAGAUUGUAAAGAAUCUUCAUUUUGUAGUGGCUGAAUAAAUAAGUGCAUUUUUGUAAAA